Messenger RNA from Adineta ricciae, 714 nucleotides. NCBI's taxonomy places the organism in Eukaryota, Metazoa, Rotifera, Eurotatoria, Adinetida, Adinetidae. The record is from the annotation of a GenBank genome assembly.
AUUCGUGGUGGAGCUAUGGGAUCACCAUUUACAAUGACAUUAGCAAAUAUCUAUAUGUUUGAAUGGGAACAAUCAUUAAUUGAAUAUCAAAAGGCACACAAUGAAAUCUAUGUUCAAUUAAAUAUUAUCGAGACAAAAGAUGCAAAUAUUCGAAUUACUACAACAACUAGUUCAAGAAUAGAAUUUGUUGAUGUACUAGUUGAAAAUAAUCAUGGACAAUUGAGAACUUCAGUAUUUCAUAAACCGGCAGCUGAACCCUAUUUUAUACCAUUUUUAUCAGAUCAUCCACGUCAUAUUCAUCGUAAUACAAUCAAAGGACAAUUAAUUCGAGCAGCACGUGUCUGUUCUCAUGUCAAAGAUUUUAACAAGGAAAGAUUGAAUAUUGAAUUUACUUUACUAUUAAAUAGCUAUCCACCAAGAUUAAUUUCUUAUCAUUUUAAAAAAUUCUUUCAACAAAAUAAUAUUUCACUCUUAAUGGAAGAACUAGAUCAAACCAUAUAUCAAAGGUUUCACCGACAUCUGAUAAAUAAACCAACACGAAGAGAACAUCAAAUGCAACAACGAGCAUCAAAUAUAAAUCAAUGUCAAUAUACAAAUAAGAAAGCGAUUCGUGGAUAUUAUACUUUUGAAACGGGUCCAAUGUUGAAGUUCAGCGAUGAAUUACGAAGUCUAUGGAAAAAGCACUAUCAAGAUAAUCAUCCAAUUAUGUUAUGA